Manihot esculenta (cassava) is the source of this 3555-nucleotide messenger RNA. RefSeq lists its product as uncharacterized. Gene Ontology annotation, cellular component: plasma membrane. The record is from RefSeq and is a predicted model, not a curated record. The transcript has 19 exons. The coding region runs from base 1667 to 3301 and encodes 544 amino acids. NCBI's taxonomy places the organism in Eukaryota, Viridiplantae, Streptophyta, Magnoliopsida, Malpighiales, Euphorbiaceae.
AAAAUUGCUUUUUUAUUUCUUUCUUUUUUUUUUUUUUCCCUCAUUGUUACAGACUGAUGAAUGUCUCGUUUUCACACAAUUCUCCAUCUCCUUUACUUGUCCCAUAAAAUGCUUAAAAAUAAUAAUUAAAAAUUGCCCCCAACGACCCAAACUUGACUUUAUUAACAGACUCGCCCAUUUCCCUCUCUCUCGCAUACACAUACAUGACAUGAGAUCAGCUGAUGGAUCUCUCCAUUAUCUUCUUCAAUAGGAAUCGGUUUCUCUCUGGGGUUCUUUAUCAAACAGAUUGGUUUUGAUUUUAUUGCGGACAAAUACAGAAUAUCACUUUCUACGUAUUUAUAUGGAUCUCACUGCUUGCAAUUAUAUCCUUUGUUCUUUAGUUAUUUUUAGUUCUGAUUGCUUUGAGGUUUUGUUUAUUCUUUCUCCUUUCUUUCAUUCUUUCUUUCUUUCUUUCUCAUUAUCAAAUUGAGGACUGCAUAUAUGUUCGCUUAUUAUUCUUCUGCAUUUCAUCUUCUUUUUUUUUUUUUAAUUUUUUUUGUAAAUAUCAAUUCUUGGAGAACGUUUGGUCUAUUAAUUUUGUUAGUUUCACACACACAGACACAUAUAUAAGAAUAAAUGCGUAGCUUAUGUAUGCUGCUUCGUAGGUGAAGAGUCAUGGACUUUUUUUUUUGUUUGAUCACAGAGAAGUAAAUGAACUCUGAGACUAUUAUUUUCUGAACUUUUUAAUUUGAGAAAAUGUAAAUAAUUAAACUCUGUCAGAUAUUUGCUUGACCCUUUACUGCUAUAUAAAUGUAGGAGUACUAUUCCAAGUUUUGUAUAUUAAGAUUACAGUUUUUAAUAAUUGCUGAAGAUAGACAGAAACUUGACUGAGAAGGGACAAAGUGUGCCUACCAAUGUUCUUCAUUUCUGCCUACUGCAUGUGUUUGGAAGAUUCCUCGAAGAGUGGGUCUGUGAGUGGAUAUCUAUUAAUGUAUUCUAGAGAGUUUAUUGAGUUGUUGAUUCCUAUCACAGGUCGAAUGCAUGACUUUUGGUCAUUUUCCACAUCCACACCCUAUGUUCCAAUGCUUGAUUUUUGGUCACUUACUCCAUCCACACCCUUUGUUCAAAUAUUUAUUGUAUUAUUUGGCUAACCUCCAAGCAUUUUAUAUUUUUGCUGCAUGAGACUCCCUAAAUGCAGUUUAAUUUAGUCGAACUGAAUUUGUUUUUAGAACCAAAUUAAGUCCAAAUGUAUAAAUGAGGGAGACACAUACAGUGAUCCUCUUCCAAUCCAUAUACUUCAUGUGGAAGAUGAUUAAUUAAAAAAAUUUCAUGGAUGGAUGCUAAUUCUAUUAAUUAAUGCCUUCAUUGGAACAUUAUUUACUUUAUUCAGUCUGCCAUUGAUGUCAUAAUCACUUCUUUGCUGUUGAUUCCUCACAUGAGAAUGUUCUUUUUUUUUUUUUUAAUUUUUACCUGUUAUGUGGCUUAGUCUGAUUAUAUACUAUGACUUUGUGGUUUUGGCAACUUAAAACCAUUUCAGAGUGGCAACCUGUAAAGGAAUUUUUGACCUUCUGAACAAAGAGACUAUGGGGAAUAAGAUGAGGUAAAAUGCGUGAUUUAGUUGGUAAUCAUGAAAAACUUUGGACGUCAUUCAGUCAGAGGGAUCUUGAAGAGGAACUAAGUUGAUGCAAUGUCUUCAAGUAAAAACCCUAUGCAAGAGCUUAACAGUGAUAGUGCUCAGACUCAAAGUUCUAAUUCUAUAAACAGGCAUAACAUUGAAGCACAUCUUACACAGAGGAGGGUAAAUGGUGAUGAAAAUUUCAAUUAUUUUGAGGACAGAGAGGCAAUGGAACUUUAUUCGCGAGUGAGAGCACAGAAAGAAGAGAUUCAGAUUCUUCGUGAACAAAUUACAGCUGCCUGUGUUAGGGAGCUGCAACUGCUGAAUGAAAAAUAUGUGUUGGAGAGGAAGCUUUCUGACUUGAGAAUGGCAAUUGAUGAGAAGCAAAAUGAAGCUUUUACAUCUGCCUCAAAUGAAUUGGUCCGCAGAAAAGGUGAUCUUGAAGAAAAUUUAAAAUUGGCCAAUGAUUUGAAGGCUGUAGAUGAUGAGAGAUAUAUUUUCAUGUCAUCCAUGCUUGGCUUACUGGCUGAAUAUGGUGUUUGGCCCCAUGUCAUAAAUUCCUCUGCUGUAUCCAACAGUGUAAAGCGCCUACACGAUCAAUUGCAGUCAAAGAUUAGAACUUCACAUGAUAGAAUCAGAGAGUUGAUGGUGGGUGGUCAUAAUGUUAGUGAAUCUCGUGAUAAAGAUAAUACUGGUACUGUCAACUUGAUGCGUCAAUCUCCUAGACAAUCCACGGUACUACUGAAUGAAAAUGGCAUUUCUCCUUCUAAUCACCGUAUAGAUGAAUGGAAUCUGGAGCCAACUAAUAAAAUGAUGAGGUAUAGACGUGAAAUUGAUAUGGCAGACAAAAGAAGGUUAUUGUUUAAUGGGGAUAUGCAUCAGCAAUUAAACAAGAAUAAAUUUCCUGAGUUCUCAUUUGAUCCUUCUAGGAAGGUUGCUGAUCCCCUCUCCAACAGUUUAUUUGAUAAAGGUACCAUGAAUAUGAGAACAAGAGAUGCAACCAGGGACUUGCUGCAUAGUUCCAACACACAUGAUGAGAUUGCUUCCUCUGUUUCUGAAGAGGGUCCUGGAAUAGAGGGUUUUCAAAUUAUUGGUGAAGCUACACCUGGAGAAGAACUGCUUGGAUGCGGAUUCCCUGUGCGUGGAACAUCUCUUUGCAUGUUUCAGUGGGUUCGCCAUCUUGAGGAUGGCACUCGGCAAUAUAUUGAAGGAGCCACAAAUCCAGAAUAUGUUGUCACUGCUGAUGAUGUUGAUAAGCUGAUUGCUGUUGAGUGCAUACCUAUGGAUGACCAAGGCCGUCAGGGAGAACUGGUGAGGCUUUUUGCAAAUGAUCAGAACAAAAUAAAAUGUGACCCACAAAUGCAGCAGGAGAUUGACAUGUACAUCUCCAAAGGGGAAGCCACAUUUAGUGUUCAGUUGCUGACAGACUCUUCUGACCAUUGGAAGUCAGCAACUCUUGUUUUGCAACAAUCAGGCUAUCAAAUACAGAGCAGUAGUGAGGAAGUUGUGCUGAUUGCAGAGAAAUUUUCAAAGAACUUAUCAAUUAAAAUUCCUUUUGGAGUCUCAACGCAGUUUGUUUUAACGUAUUCUAAUGGAUCUUCUCAUCCUCUCAAUACAUAUGAUGUUAGGACCCGUGAUAUGCUUGUGUUGAUCAUGAGAAUGUUCCAAAGCAAGGCACUGGAUGAUAAAAGGAAGGGUAGAGCAUAAGACCACAAAUUCUCGCGGAUGUUACAGUACUGUUUAUAGUGAAAUUCAUUCAUGCAGAAGAUGAGAGAAGGCAAUAAAUCUGCAGGAAGUUUUGCACGUAUGAGAAAAACUUUCAUUCGAUUAUUAAUUUUCUGUAUUAUAAUUGUUCAGUUCAAAUAUGACUCAGAACACUUCUAAAACUUCAUCUCUUGUUGUUUAAGUUACUGCUUGUAGUUAAUAUCUAAUUUAUAAUAAAGUCAAUUUAAUUGAAGAAA